Molecule: messenger RNA, 4411 nt
Organism: Drosophila nasuta
Lineage: Eukaryota; Metazoa; Arthropoda; Insecta; Diptera; Drosophilidae
Gene: glu
Product: structural maintenance of chromosomes 4-like protein gluon
Exons: 5
Coding region: 278-4411 (1377 amino acids)
Biological process (GO): mitotic chromosome condensation
Cellular component (GO): chromosome; condensin complex
Molecular function (GO): protein binding; ATP hydrolysis activity; ATP binding
Source: RefSeq, a predicted model, not a curated record
GACUCGAAGGCAACCAGUUGAAUUACUUCAAUGCUCUGCUGUAUAUUUGAAUUUAGCUUUUAAAUUUGAGACCUGCAACGGUUUUUCAUAAAGUGGCGCUGCCAACUUGUUGAAAACUAGGUGAGUUUUAGUACCAACGCGCGUCGCCAGUGGCGCGUACCAGCGCAUGCAACCGUGCACAAGCGUCAUAUUUUAUUUUAGCGCCAGGAAACCAAGAGCUGUUUUAAGGAUUUUAAAUAUACACUUGUGAAAUAGCAGUUUCCAUCUUGUUGUGGAGAUGCGCCCCAGUCUGGGAACACCACAAUCGCGUGGCGGUGCACGCAAAGUGCCCGGCGGUCAAAUGACACAACUCCAGAUGCAAAAGGCUCAACAAGAGGCCGCCGACGCCGCCGCCUUGGAUGCCUUGGACGAGGCUCUGAUUUUCGACGAUGAAGAGGGCGGCACUCGCAUUGGCGACAUCUACAUACCGCCCCCCGUGCCGCCGCACUGCUCCAUGGAGAGCGUUGGUCCGCGUCUGAUUAUCAAACGUAUAGUCAACUACAAUUUCAAGAGCUAUGCUGGCGAAGUGGAUUUAGGUCCAUUUCAUCACUCGUUCACCGCCAUCAUUGGUCCCAAUGGCAGCGGCAAGAGCAAUGUCAUCGACUCCAUGAUGUUCGUCUUUGGCUGUCGUGCGAAUCGCAUUCGUUGCAAGAAACUCUCGACGCUCAUUCACAACUCCAAGAAUCAUCCCAAUCUCAACAGCUGCUCGGUUGCUGUACACUUUGAGCUGGUCGAGGACAAGUCUGAUGGUUCCGCCGUAGUUGUGCCAAACUCGCAGUUCAUUGUGCAACGCACAGCGAUGUCGGAUAACUCUUCGUACUAUCAGAUUGACAAACAGCGGGCACAGCUGAAAGAUGUGGCCAAGUUGCUGAAGAAGCAUCACAUCGACCUCGAACACAAUCGUUUCCUUAUACUCCAAGGCGAGGUGGAGUCCAUUGCCAUGAUGAAGCCCAAAGGACUCGCCGAAAACGAAACUGGGAUGCUCGAAUAUCUGGAGGACAUCAUUGGCACACAACGCUACAUUCGUCCGCUGCAGCAGAUCAAUCAGCGUGUGGAUCAGUUGACCGAUGAUCGUACAGAGAAGCACAAUCGUUGCAAGCUCGCCGAGCGGGAGAUGAAGGAUCUGGAGCAGCCGUACAACGAAGCCGUAGAGUAUUUGCGCAAGGAGAACGAUUUGACGCGCACCAAGAACUGGGUGACCCAGAAGUACAUUAGCAUUAAGAAACAGAAGCUGGAGCAGUACACCAAGGAGCACGAGACCUGCUCCGAGGAGCUAAAAACGCACGAUGAAGGCACCGAAGCCCUAAAAAAAGAACGUGGCGAGAAAGAGUUGAUAAUACGCAAGGAGAUUGAAGCUUAUGAAGCACUCGUGAAACAGCGUGAAGAUAUCAAGAAGCAACUGGUGGCCUCGGAGCGCAGCUACACCGAAGUCCAGAGCGCCAUGGAGAAUACGAACAAACAGCGCAAGAAGGAUAAAACACAAAUCGAGAAGAAUCAACAGGAGCUCGACGAGCUGCACAAAUUGCCAGAGAAGAAUCAGCAGGAGAUCAAAGACUCGGAACGUAAAAUGGAACGUUUGGAUCAGGAGAAACAGAAGGUCAGCGAGCAGUUGGAGCAGAAGUUGGCCGAACUCAAAGAGCUCUCAGAGCCUUUAACAGAGCAGCGUCUGAAGUACAGCGAUGAGCUGAUUGGCCUUAAGGAGGCGGUCAAUGUGGCCAAGGAGAAGCUGACGCUGCAUGAAUCGCAGCUUAAGAUACUCAAGCAGGUGGAGACAACAGAGGCGCGUAAAUUUGAGACUCUUAAGAGCUCAUUUGAGGAAUCUGAGAGAAAUCUUGCGGAUAUGCGCGGCAAAUUAGAAGAAUUGCAAGUCAAUAUGCCUGAGAUACAGCAGGAGAUGGCGACUAAGGCGGGUGAGAUCGAUAAGCUCUGCAAAGAGGAGCGCAACAUGGCGCUGCAAUGUCGCAAACUACGUGAUGAGAUCAAUGAACGCUCCUCCAAUAUGCAAGCCCAACGUUCCAAUGAUGCUGUGCUCAAUUUUCUGAUGCGUAUGAAAGCAGAGGGCAAAAUACCGGGUAUCCUGGGACGCCUGGGUGACUUGGGUGGCAUUGAUGCUAAGUAUGACAUUGCCAUUUCGACGGCAUGUGGUCGUCUUGACAACAUUGUGACCGACAACUACGAUACGGCAACAGCAGCCAUCAAAGCGCUGAAGCAGCACAAUGUGGGACGCGCCAACUUUAUACCCUUGAAUCGCAUGGAGCACUGGCGCAACAAGGCGUAUCCCAUACAAACUCCUGGCAACGUGCCGCGUCUUUAUGACUUGGUCCGCGUGGAGGAUGAGCGCGUGAAGACCGCUUUCUAUAUGGCUUUGCGCAACACGCUGGUUGCCGACGAUCUGGAGCAGGGCACUCGUAUUGCCUAUGGCCGAGAACGUUUUCGUGUCGUGACGCUGCGUGGCGAAAUCAUUGAACAGACUGGCACAAUGUCGGGCGGUGGCAAUCGUCCGAUACGCGGCAAAAUGGGCACCGAAGUGCGCACCAAGACAGCUCAAUCAGCAGACAAUUCGCAUUGCUCGCAAAAGGAUCUGGAGGAUAUGCAACAGCAGGCGGAGGAGCUGCAGUCGCGCAUCAACUAUUGCCAGGAACAACAGGGACGCUUGGAGCGCGAGCAGCAAAUGCUGCAAAAGAAUCUGGAACGUGGCGAGUCGGAAAAAAAGCGUCUUGCUGUGAGCAUCAAAUCGCUAGAACAACAAAUGGCCAGCAACGUAAAGCAAGUGGAGGCGCAGCGCAAAAAGAUGCUGGCCACCACAACCGAUGAAGCCGCUGUCAAGGAACACGAGUCCCACAUUGAAGAGGCGAAGCAAGAGCUGACUGAAUCCGAGGAGAAGGAGAAGGCGAUGAGUGACAAGAUUAAGAAAGUACAGGACGAAUACGAUGCGUUGCGUUCGGAUAAUGUGAAACCACUGGAGGCACAGCUCAAGAAGACAAAGAAUCAGUAUGAGAAGCUGGCAGCCAACAUACGUACGCUAACUGUAGCCUUGACCACGGCUCAGCGCAGCAUCGAGCGGCUGGAGAAGAACAAUGGCAAUCUGCAGGAGAAUAUCAAACAGGCCGAGGAUAAGUUGCGUUCACUGAGCGAGGAGCGUACACAAUGCCAGGAGCGCAAGGAGGAGCUCGAGAAGCAGGUGGCCGAGGCCGAGGAAGCUAUUGACAGCGCCAAGUCUCAAUCGUCGGACAUUAAAAAGGAGAUCGAUGAGUUGAACAAGCAGGAGAAUCAACGCAACAUGGAGCGCAUCGAAUUGGAUACCAAAAUGCAGGCAGCCGCAGCUAAAAUGAACGAAGUCAAGUCCGAUAUACCGCGUUGGCAGCAGCAGCUUAAACCUCUCAAGCUCAACGAGAUUCCAGGCGACACAGAACCGCCGGCACCGCUUAAAACACUUAGCGAGGAGGAGUUGGAGGCGGAGAGCUUGGAGGAUAUGCAGUAUAAACAAACUCUUCUCGAGGAGCAGCUGAAAAAGAAACCGAAUUUGGGCUUUAUCAAGGAGUUCACGGACAAGCGUCUGGUGUACUUGGAUCGCGUGCGUGUCCUCGAGGACAUCACAUCGAAGCGUAACGAGAUGCGUGACAAAUAUGAAGAGGUGCGCAAACGUCGCUACACUGAAUUUAUGGAGGGAUUCAACAUCAUCACACGCAAACUGAAGGAAAUGUAUCGCAUGAUUACAUUGGGCGGCGAUGCAGAUCUUGAGCUUGUGGACUCCAUGGAUCCCUUCACCGAGGGUGUGCAGUUCACAGUGCGUCCGCCGAAGAAGAGCUGGAAAUACAUCUCGAAUUUGUCGGGCGGCGAGAAGACGCUCUCGUCGCUGGCUUUGGUCUUUGCCUUGCAUUAUUACAAGCCAUCGCCUUUGUACUUUAUGGAUGAGAUUGAUGCGGCGCUGGACUUUAAGAACGUAUCCAUUGUUGGCCAUUACAUAAAGGAACGCACCAAGAACGCUCAGUUUAUUAUUGUGUCGCUGCGCGUCAACAUGUUUGAGUUAUCCAACUAUUUGGUGGGCAUCUACAAGGUGGAUGACUGCACGGAUUCGGUUACUCUGAAGAAUCGUCCACCCAAACCGCUGCCGCCAGCAUCGCAGAUGCUGUCUUCACAGCGUGAAGACACUGUGCGCAUUACCAUCAACGGAGGAGAGAAUCAAACGCAACAAGUGCGGCAGGAAUUGCUCACAGAGAUUUCGAGACUGUGCGGCAGAGAGACAACAUUCGCCCCGCCACUCGAGAGCACAGUGUUCUCUCAAAUUUUAAAUGCAGCCGGCAACGAUGCGACCAACAGAGCCAGCUUGCAGAGUCCGCCUCGCUCGCCAGCUAUGAAUGUCUCGUCUUAA